AUGAAAGCGCUACUCCUCGGCAUCAUAGCCAAUCUGGCACUUCUAAACUCCGCUCAAGAAGCUUCCACCUCCAGUGGAAAGUGUCGGAUACCGGAAUUCCCCGCCGAGCACAUAUCGGCGAUAGAUACAUUCUUCUUACAAAUUCGUACUUUGGCUGCGAAAGGUGAAAAUUAUUCGCCAGAAAUAUCGCUGGGCCCGGGAGGACAAAUGUUCGGACUUAGGUUCAGUCAUAAUCUCUACCGCAAAGCUAUGAGUGAGGUUGAAACUUUCGGCACCUUGAACCCAACCGAUUACGGUCUGUUCAGAGUUAACCGAACAUUCAACUAUGGCGAUGCCUAUGAAGGUAAAUAUACUGCUGUGGACGGCCUAGCAAACCUCUUGGAAACUAUCGAGCCAGUCAAGAAUCAGAUGAUAUAUCCAAAUGCAACAGCAUACGGAUGUGGAAUGACAGUUUUCCCGAAGGAAAAUAACGAAUGUGAAAUGUAUGUUGUAUGCAUCUUUGACAAAAGUGCUCCGGAAAAUUAUACAAUGCAAGGCGACCCUUGUAAGGAGGACAAGGAUUGCCCCCAAGGAUCGACACCUGCGAAAUGUAUCGUUCCUUUGUGUCACAGUCAAGAGUGA
Necator americanus (New World hookworm) is the source of this 621-nucleotide messenger RNA. RefSeq lists its product as uncharacterized. The record is from RefSeq and is a predicted model, not a curated record. The transcript has 7 exons. Bases 1 to 621 code for a protein of 206 amino acids. NCBI's taxonomy places the organism in Eukaryota, Metazoa, Nematoda, Chromadorea, Rhabditida, Ancylostomatidae.